AUGGCAAAGAAGAAGAAUGCUUCCAAGAAUAAAUCCAAUCCUAAUUCUAAAGGAACUUCUUCCAAGGAAGUAAAGCAACAGGCCAAUCAGCCUGUUAAGGCUGAAAGUAAGAAAUAUAACUUUCUUAUCAGAACAAUCUGGACAUUUGUUAUGAUUGCUGGGUUUUUUGCAACUUUAGCUUCUGGUCACAUCUACUGUAUACUAUUGAUAACAUUAUGUCAAGUGUUCGCUUUCAAAGAAAUUAUUGCUGUAACUGGUGCAUCAGGUAGUGAAAAGAAUUUACCAUUGACAAAGACUUUGAACUGGUACUUUUUGGUAACAAUUUUAUAUUACUUAGAUGGUAAAACUUUGUUCAUUUUCUUCCAUGACUUCUUAUUUGACCAUCCAUUGUUAUCAUCGAUCGUAUCGCAUCAUAAAAUAAUCUGUUACUUUAUGUAUCUAUUGGGAAUUGUUUUUUUUGUUUGUACAUUAAGAAAAGGCUUCCUAAAGUUCCAAUUUGGUUCAUUUUGCAUUACUCACGUUGUUUUACUUUUAAUUGUCUUCCAAGCUCAUUUGAUCAUUAAGAAUGUGAUUAGUGGUUUAUUCUGGUUUUUAGUUCCAUGCGGUUUAGUUAUCAUUAAUGAUAUAUUUGCCUAUCUAUGUGGUAUAACUUUUGGUCGUACUAGAUUGAUCGAAAUAUCACCAAAGAAAACUUUGGAAGGUUUCGUGGGUGCAUGGUUCUUUACAGCUAUUGGUAGUAUUAUUUUAACCAGAUUAUUGUUGCCUUUCGACUAUUUGAAGUGUCCUGUUCAAGAUAUCAAUACAAACUUCUUCAGUAACUUAACCUGUGAUUUAAACCCUGUAUUUUUAGCACAACAAUACAAGUUACCCCCAAUGGUGUUUGAUGCAUUUGGUUUAUCAAUUGUCACAAUUAGACCAAUUUAUUUCCAUGUAUUGAACUUAGCUACUUUUGCAUCCUUAUUUGCUCCAUUUGGUGGCUUUUUUGCAUCUGGUUUAAAGAGAACGUUUAAAGUAAAAGAUUUCGGUGACUCAAUUCCAGGACAUGGUGGCAUUACAGACAGAAUCGAUUGUCAAUUCAUUAUGGGAUCAUUUACUAACUUAUACUUCGAAACUUUUAUCAGUGAGAAUAGAAUAACCGUAGAAACUGUCAUAUCAACAAUUUUGAUGAAUUUCGAUGAUAAACAAAUCUUAGAAUUGAUGACCUCAUUAGCAACGUUGUUGUUCAAGAAGGGCUCUAUUAAGGAAAAUUCAUUCAAGAAGCUAACCAAAUUAUUAACAGAAGUUAAUAAGUAA
This is a messenger RNA of Tetrapisispora phaffii CBS 4417, 1293 nucleotides long. RefSeq names its product phosphatidate cytidylyltransferase (gene CDS1). Bases 1 to 1293 code for a protein of 430 amino acids. Gene Ontology annotation, molecular function: phosphatidate cytidylyltransferase activity. Gene Ontology annotation, cellular component: endoplasmic reticulum membrane. The transcript has a single exon. Lineage: Eukaryota; Fungi; Ascomycota; Saccharomycetes; Saccharomycetales; Saccharomycetaceae. The record is from RefSeq and is a predicted model, not a curated record.